AUGACCGGCGCGGCGGCCCAUGCGGUGGGCCCCCGCGGCGGCGCCUCCGCGUCCGCGUCCCAGCCCCACGCCGUAGCUGCCGCGGCGGCCGCGGGGACCGGAGCGGCGGGGUGCGAGCCGGUGCGGAAGGCGGGGCCCGUGACCAUGGAGCACGUGCUGCUCGCGCUGCACGAGACGGAGGCCGAGCGGGAGGCGCGGAUCCGGGACAUGUUCGCCUUCUUCGACACCGCGGGCCGCGGGCAGCUCGACUACGCGCAGAUCGAGGCGGGGCUCGCCGCGCUGCAGGUGCCCGCCGAGUGCAAGUACGCCAGGGAGCUGCUCCGCGCCUGCGACCGCGACCGCGACGGCCGCGUCGGCUACGACGACUUCAGGCGCUACAUGGACGACAAGGAGCUCGAGCUCUACCGAAUCUUCCAGGCCAUCGACGUGGAGCACAACGGAUGCAUCCUCCCCGAGGAGCUCUGGGACGCGCUCGUCAAGGCUGGUAUAGAGAUUAAUGAUGAGGAGCUGGCAAGAUUUGUUGAGCAUGUGGAUAAGGACAACAAUGGGAUUAUUACUUUUGAAGAAUGGAGGGAUUUUCUUCUACUUUACCCCAAUGAGGCGACCAUUGAGAACAUUUAUCAUCACUGGGAAAGAGUCUGCCUUGUUGAUAUAGGUGAACAUGCUGCUAUACCAGAAGGCAUAAGUAAACAUGUCAAUGCAAGCAAAUAUCUUAUUGCUGGAGGGAUUGCUGGUGCAGCAUCUCGUACUGCAACUGCUCCUCUGGAUCGCCUUAAAGUGAUCAUGCAAGUACAAACAACGCGUACUACAGUCAUGCAUGCAAUUAAAGAUAUCUGGACUAAAGGUGGCAUGCUGGGAUUUUUUAGAGGGAAUGGAUUGAAUGUUGUAAAAGUCGCUCCAGAAAGUGCAAUAAGAUUUUAUGCCUAUGAAAUGUUAAAAGAAUAUAUUAUGAAGAGCAAAGGAGAAAAUAAGAGUGAAGUUGGUGCUUCUGAACGUCUUGUUGCUGGUGGUUUAGCUGGUGCAGUGGCUCAAACAGCAAUUUAUCCUAUAGAUUUAGUAAAGACUCGUCUACAGACUUAUUCAGGUGAGGGUGGUAAAGUUCCUAGAAUUGGUCAGCUCUCAAGGGAUAUUUUGGUGCAUGAAGGUCCCCGAGCUUUUUAUAGAGGUCUUGUUCCAUCUUUGCUUGGUAUCGUACCUUAUGCCGGAAUUGAUCUUGCUGUAUACGAGACUUUGAAAGAUGUGUCAAAGACAUAUAUACUGAAGGACAGUGAUCCUGGCCCUCUAGUACAGCUGGGUUGUGGGACUGUCUCUGGAGCUCUAGGGGCAACAUGUGUUUACCCUUUACAGGUCAUCAGAACAAGACUGCAAGCUCAACAAGCCAAUUCAGAAUCUGCCUAUAGAGGAAUGUCUGAUGUCUUCUGGAGAACCCUACAGCAUGAGGGUGUUUCUGGAUUCUACAAAGGAAUUCUACCAAAUCUCCUUAAAGUGGUGCCUGCUGCAAGUAUUACCUAUAUGGUUUAUGAGGCGAUGAAGAAAAAUCUGUCUCUUGAUUAA
This is a messenger RNA of Miscanthus lutarioriparius, 1554 nucleotides long. The record is from the annotation of a GenBank genome assembly. NCBI's taxonomy places the organism in Eukaryota, Viridiplantae, Streptophyta, Magnoliopsida, Poales, Poaceae.